AUGAGGGACCAGAAAGCCGGUGUUAGAAGCAACAGUUUGUACUCUUCACAUUAUUCAUGGGACCAUUCUUCCCAUAAAAGGGAUGCUUCAUUUUUCAGAGAGUCACCUGGAGGUCGAAAAGACUCUCCGCACAGCAGAUCUGGCUCCAGUGUCAGCAGCAGGAGCUAUUCUCCAGAACGGAACAAACAUUAUCUGUUCUACCAGUCACAGAACAGAAGAAGAGAGAGAUCUGCUCAGUCUUUGAAAACAUCACAAGACACUUCAACUUGGAGCUCUUCAGCACUUCCUUCCUCAAAGAGGGUACCUGACACACCAUUAGUCAUUGAGCAGCUUGAAGAAACUGUGUCUAACACAAACGAUGCUCAACUAGACAGUCGCUCUAAAGCAAUAGCAUCCAAAAUGAAAGAGAUUGAACGGGUUUACCGGCAAGACUGUGAAACUUUCGGGGUGGUGGUGAAAAUGUUGAUUGCAAAAGAUCCUUCAUUAGAACAGACUAUACAGUUUGCUCUGAGGCAGAAUUUGCAAGAUAUAGGUAAGCGGUGUAUUGAAGAGCUGAAGCAUUUCAUUGCAGAGUAUGACAAUUCUGCUCAAGUUUUUCGAGAUCCUUUUUAA
Dipodomys spectabilis (banner-tailed kangaroo rat) is the source of this 612-nucleotide messenger RNA. Its product is annotated as periphilin-1-like. Bases 1 to 612 code for a protein of 203 amino acids. Gene Ontology annotation, cellular component: nucleoplasm. Gene Ontology annotation, biological process: negative regulation of gene expression, epigenetic; protein localization to heterochromatin; negative regulation of DNA-templated transcription. The record is from RefSeq and is a predicted model, not a curated record. The transcript has a single exon. NCBI's taxonomy places the organism in Eukaryota, Metazoa, Chordata, Mammalia, Rodentia, Heteromyidae.